Messenger RNA from Chroicocephalus ridibundus (black-headed gull), 475 nucleotides. RefSeq names its product ATP synthase membrane subunit k (gene ATP5MK). Bases 127 to 306 code for a protein of 59 amino acids. The transcript is spliced from 4 exons. NCBI's taxonomy places the organism in Eukaryota, Metazoa, Chordata, Aves, Charadriiformes, Laridae. The record is from RefSeq and is a predicted model, not a curated record.
GGGGGCGGGGUGCAGCCAAUCCGCGCUGGCUGCGCGCGGCGCUCGGCGUCCGCCAUUUUGUGGGAGGGCGCUGGCGAAGGGCAGAGCGCGGCGGCGGGACGGCGGCGGCUGUGAGGACAAGCAGCCAUGGCUGGCCAUGACUCGGGAUCUCAACACCAGUUCACGGGAUUUCAGAAGUACUUCAAUUCCUACACCAUCACAGGCAGGAGGAAUUAUGUAAUAGCAACAUACACAGGUGUUGCAAUGCUCGUCUUGUAUUUCAAGCUUAGACCUAAAAAGAAAACUCCUGCUGUGGCAGAUAAGUAAAUGGUUGCUGGCAUGUCUGAACCUCCAAUCUGUGUCAGUGUAAUGGAAGCUGAUGACUAAUAAAAUAAUUACUUGUUUUAUUGGAAAUAUGAAGUGGUGCAAAAAAGCAGAAAUGUGGCACUCUUUUUUUUUUCCUCUGUCAUAAAUAGUUAUUUGUAGUGGAGAUGGA